UACUAAGAUAUAAUGAUAAGAAUGAGGAGACAAAGAGGAAGAAAAAGAAACAAGGAGAGAAGAGAGCAGUUCAGGGGUCAUAAAGUCCUCCAAAUAUUUGUAGGAAUGUCUCCUGCAACACCCUCAGAAGUAUUUGGUUUAUACUACUGAGGUGUUGUACUGAGAUAAAUGGUGAGAAUGAGAAAGAUGGAGAAAGAGAAACGAAGAGAGAAGGAGAAGAA
Geodia barretti is the source of this 221-nucleotide messenger RNA. NCBI's taxonomy places the organism in Eukaryota, Metazoa, Porifera, Demospongiae, Tetractinellida, Geodiidae. The record is from the annotation of a GenBank genome assembly.